Aedes albopictus (Asian tiger mosquito) is the source of this 1235-nucleotide messenger RNA. RefSeq names its product orcokinin peptides type B. The coding region runs from base 202 to 837 and encodes 211 amino acids. The record is from RefSeq and is a predicted model, not a curated record. The transcript has 4 exons. Lineage: Eukaryota; Metazoa; Arthropoda; Insecta; Diptera; Culicidae.
CACCAUCGUUACCAAUAAAACGAAGCAACAAGUCAGAGAGCACCGAUGUUUGAUCCUGUGUGCCUAGGAGAGAGCAUAUAAAAAGGAUUCCAUCACACCGGUAGACCAACAAUCACGAAACAUCCGUCGACUGAUAAACAUCAGCUUUUUUUCUGCUCUGGAAAACCGUUGGCGCCCAAAAAGCCAGCAACAAGUGUAAAAAUGUUUAAGUUACACGUGAUUUGUGCCAUUUUCCUGUUUGCCCUCCUCAGCUGGUCCAACGCACAACCGGUGAAGGACCAGGAAGUUGAGGAUUUAAUUUACAAAUUGCAACAACUCAAACAACUGAACGAUGCCAACCAGAUUGCGCCAGCGGAUCGUCACAGUAGCGGUGGAGGAGAAAAGGAAAGAAGUCACCUCGCUCCGGAUCCCAGCGCUGAAGCCGGUUCGAUGAAAACCAAACGAUCACUCAACAACUCGGACCGGCGCACCCUACUGUACAACUACUACGCCCGUGGGCUGGCCCCGAUGUACGACAAGCGUAACUUUGACGAAAUCGAUCGCUACUCCACGUUCGGGGGCAAACGGAACUUCGAGUUCAUGAAUCCCCAGGACAGACACAGCACCAUCAAGCGUAACUUCGACGAGAUUGAUCAGUGGGCAGGAUUCAACUCUCGCCUGCGGCCCAGCAUGUCCGGCUAUGGUAAGCGUAACUUUGACGAAAUCGACCGGUACGGCAAAUUCAACAAGCGACUCUUCCGAGAGGUCGAAGAUCUGGGUGGAGCUUCCCCGAACAGCUUCAAACAUUCCAGCAACGUCGCGGACGAGAUGGCCGUCAUCAACGAGUACUCGCAGUGAAAUGGGCAAGAAGGGGCCGGCCUCGGGGCCGGCAAACACACACAGAAUAACAUAAGUUUAACUAGAAUUUUUCACAGAGCGUAGUCGAACCGGAAAACAAUCAAUUAUUCAGAUGAGUUUCGGUGAACAGAGUUGGUGGGAGGUGGACUAUUUGGGAUAGCGCGCGCGAUGCAAUCACGGCGGAUUCAGUAUUAACAUAAACGGUUGGAAACUGUUGGAAACAUAGAGAGGGACAUACUUAUAAGAGAAUAGUGAAUGCAAUAGAUUAUAAUGAGCUCAGAGGACAGAGAUGUAAUGUUGUUUCAACUAUAAUUAUGACAUGUUUUUGAAGCCUAAUGGCAUGCGAAAGAACCGUUUGAAAUCUACCUGCAAAUAAAAGCAAACUCAAAAAUCUCUAA